Perkinsus marinus ATCC 50983 is the source of this 207-nucleotide messenger RNA. RefSeq lists its product as hypothetical. The transcript has a single exon. The annotation marks the transcript as partial. NCBI's taxonomy places the organism in Eukaryota, Perkinsozoa, Perkinsida, Perkinsidae. The record is from RefSeq and is a predicted model, not a curated record.
AUGAAAAUAUUAUCUAGUACCAACAUAUUCGGUAAAUGCUACGGCGCUCUCGUGGCGUUAUUGCAGUCAGCUAUCAACCUGGAGCUCCAGGGCUUAAACAUCACCACUGCAUCGCAGAUGGAUCCUUUCUACAAGGCAAUAGAGAGAGAUAUUGAAAACAAGGAUGAGGAAAGAGCCAAGCCCUUUGUCCUGAGCAGUCCUGACACG